Messenger RNA from Linnemannia hyalina, 474 nucleotides. NCBI's taxonomy places the organism in Eukaryota, Fungi, Mortierellomycota, Mortierellomycetes, Mortierellales, Mortierellaceae. The record is from the annotation of a GenBank genome assembly.
AUGGGAUUGCCCUCGGAGGCCAUCUCUGCACUGGUCAAGUACCUGGAUAUCAACUACACCGACUUUGAGGGAUGGCUCCAGCUCGCCGAUUUGUACUUGGAUGAGCUCACGUACGCACAGGCUGCGUUUUGCAUGGAGGAGGUGUUGAUGCUUCAACCCCAGAACCACAUCUUCCACCUCAAAUAUGCCGAGAUUCUUUACACACAGGACAACUUCCAGUUGGCAUUGAAGCAGUUUUGCCGCGUCGUCGAGUUGUGCAGGGAUCAUGUCCGUGGACUUUAUGGAAUCAAGAUGUGCGCUUCUCGCUUGUUGAAGGCAGCACCAUCAAAAGACGCAGCAGCAGCAACAUCGCAUGAGGAUUUGGAGGCUAUGGACUUGUUGGCCACAGAGCGUUUGAUCGCCCUCUAUGGCGCCCCAGGUGCUGCAGCCGAGUCAUCCAAAGUGGCCGCUACCAAGUGGAUCGAGAUCCAGUAA